AUGAUUCAAUAUUCAUUACUAUGCUUCAAUUUAUAUUUUAUCAAAUUUCUGAUAAACUAUAUAUUUUUAAUUUAUAUUUAAGAUGGAUUAGUGAAUAUAAUUAUUUGUAAUUGUAUUAUUUUGAUGCGAUUAAGAAGUUUCCAAUUUAAACUAUUAAUUAAAACUUAAAUUAUAAAUAAAUAUAUGAUGAAAAUAUUCAAAAUACCAUUUGAAGGAAUUAUAGCUAUAGUACUUACUCCUUUGUUGGAUUUUGAAAUAAGAGAGAUGACAAUUUUAUUAAGCAUAAUGAGUUUUGUUUAAGUGGCUGUGCUUUUCUCUUAUAAAUUAAAUGAAAAAAGGUAUUUACAAAUGAAUCUAAGUUAUACUAUAUGUUUAGCCAUAUUUUUUGUGGAAUGUGCUGUGAAACUUUAAAAUUUCAGUAUUUUUAUACUCUAUUUCAUCUGUAUUGAGAUAGGACAAGAAAGAUCAAAUAAAGGAUUGUUGUAAAAACUAACUAUUUUUAUGAAUUUUUAUGCUUUAAUAAGAGUGUGUAAUUGGAAAUCAUAUGAUUUAUAUUCAUUUAUUGGAGGAAUUUUAAUGCUCUUAUUACAUUUAUAUAUAUUGUGGUCUAAUCAAUAAAAAUAUGACAUAGAUCCUUAAGCAUCAUAUAUUAAAUCAUAUGAGAAAUCAAUUUUGAAUAUUGUACAAACUCCUGAAAAUAAAAAAUAAUAAUUCCAUUCAUCAGCAACAAGUUUGUAAUAAGAAUUGUAAGAAUGUUUCCAUUUCUUUAAUUUAAUACCAGAUUCUUUGGUCUUAUUAACAGCUUAAAAUUUAGCUAUUCAUUUUUGUAAUUCAGCAACAUUGGAAUUAUUUAAGAUCAGUGAUAAAUCUAAUUUUAAAACUUGUUUAGAAUAAUUAUCUGAUGUUGUAUCUACUUAGGCUAAACCAGAUAUUAGAGAUCCAAGAGAUUCAUUUCCAUCUUUUUAGAGUUUUUAAUAAACUUUCCAGUAAGGCAAAUUUUCUAAUAAUCGUUAUUCUAAAGAAGAAAUAGAAUUAAAUGUAAUUGAUUUUCAUUUAAAUAGUAAAUUCUUUGUGAUUUGAGGAAUAUUAAACCAAAUAAAAGAUUUUUUUAGAUCUUAAAGAAUAGUCCUCAUAAUACAGUUUUUAUUGGAAGUUAUUUAGGAAAUUGGUAUGAAAAAGAAGGUUGUUUAGAUUUGGAAUAGCCAAGAAAAAGAUUAUUAGAAAUCAAUGCUCAUGCAAUUUUGGUUGAUGAGAAAUUAAUGAUUUUACUAUAAAUAAGAGAUGUAACCCAUAGAGAUUAUAUAAAAUUGAUGAAAAAAUAAUAUCAAGUUAAAUCAAAUAUAAUCUCAUUUGUUAGUCAUGAAUAUAGAACUCCUCUUAAUUCUAUUAUUUAAUUUAUCUCUGCUUUAUAAGAUGAAAGAGACCCUAAUGUUUAAAGUAAGUACAUCAAAAUUUCUUUAUUAAAUUGUAAGUAUUUACUUAACCUAUCAAAUGAUUUAUUAGAUUUUGCAUAAUUGAAAGUAGGUAAAUUUUCAAUAAAUCCUGUAUAAAUGGAUCUAAAAAAAUUGAUUGAAGAAUGCAUGGAAUUAUUUAAAUUAGAAGCUAAUUUAAAAAAGAUUAAUUUGACAUUAAAUUAUCGAAAUAGUACUCCAAGAUUAUUAAAUAAUGAUCCAAAUAGAAUUCGAUAAAUUAUAAUCAAUCUUCUUGGAAAUGCUUUCAAAUACACUUUAUAAGGAUAUAUAGAAAUUCGAGUGUCUAAUUAUCAUAACAGUUCUUUAAAAAUAGAGGUUCAUGACACAGGAUUAGGAAUUAAAGAAGAACAUAAGGAAAGACUCAUAUAAGCAUUUGCUAAAGUUGAAGAUUCAGAAAGUAAAAAGUUAAAUCCAUAAGGAGUUGGAUUAGGGUUAAUGAUUAGUAAUAUGAUUGCUAGAAAUUUGAGUUUUAAUGAAAAAGGAUUACAAUUUCAAUCAUAAUAUUAAAUUGGUUCUUCCUUCUGGUUUUAUAUUGCAAAGAAUAUAUAAGAAUCAGAUAUUUUAGAAGAAUCAGAAGAUAUAGAUGAAGAAAGCCCAGAAAGAAGAUAAUCAUUAUGGAGAUACAAUAAUAUCAAGACUUAACAUAUAAAUAAAUGUUAAUGUGCUAAUAUUUUAAUUGUUGAUGAUAAUGCUUUCAAUAUAGAAGUUCUUAAAUUCUUAAUUUUAAAGAUUGAUUAAUCUCUUAAAUUAGAAUACUCUUUAGAUGGCCAUACUGCUAUCUAAAUGGUAAAAUCUAAUAGAUGUAAUAAAUGCAAUGGUUAUAAAUUAAUAUUUAUGGACAUUGAUAUGCCUACAAUGAAUGGCAUAUAAGCCACUUCUAUAAUUAAGAAAUAAUAUCCAAAAAUUCAAAUUAUUGGUUGUUCAGCCUAUGCAAAAUAAGAGGAAGAAAAUUUAGCAAUUUAAAAUGGAAUGGAUGGAUAUUUAGUUAAACCAGUAUAAAUUGAAUAGCUUAAAAAUUAUUUAAAACUAGAACUUUGA
Paramecium pentaurelia is the source of this 2510-nucleotide messenger RNA. NCBI's taxonomy places the organism in Eukaryota, Ciliophora, Oligohymenophorea, Peniculida, Parameciidae. The record is from the annotation of a GenBank genome assembly.